CACAACGCAGGGCACCCCAUCACUUCCGGGCUCGGAUAGGGGAAGCGCGAUAUCGACGGACAAAUUAAGAGCCGAUGGACGAAUUCACGUAAGACGGCCGCCUCAUCUCUCUCACGCAUCUUGAACGCAGCAGGCUUGACAGUCGCCUCCCCGCUGCCGUGACCGGGACAAACCACGGACAGCCUGCCGGGAGCCGGUAACGUUCACCGGGGUUUUAUUGCCACACAGUUCAACUGAAGCGCUCUAAAAGUAAGCAGGAAGAAAGAGACGGGAGCAGAAGAAAAGAGGAACCGACUGCUGCAGGAGUUUUCUCAUACCUCAGCCUCGUCCUCACUCUCUCCUCACUGCUCUUCGACGUCGUCACAGCUUCACCGUGAUGAAGCGGAAGGAGGAUCUGAACCCCAUUCUACUGCUCCUCUUCCACCUCAUGGUGUGGAUCUACACCUUCAUCACCUUCCUGCCUUGCUACGUCGCCAGCUGGGUCUCGGUGCCCGUCGCGGGGGUCUCCGGCACCGCUGAGGAGCGAGCCAAGAGGGCGAAAGCCCGCUCCGUGCUGGGAUGUCCCGAGGGACCCUACAGAGCGGUGAGUGCCACCAAGACGCUGGUGGCGUCGCUGCACCCGGGUGUGGACACCCUGGAUAAGAUGUUUGAACGCGCCGCCACGAGGUUCCCCUACAGGGACUGUCUCGGGACGAGGGAGGUGAUCAGUGAGGAGGACGAGCGACAGAGCAACGGGAAGGUGUUUAAGAAGGUAGUCCUGGGUGAGUACUCCUGGCGCUCCUACCAGGAGGCCUUCACAGCAGCGUCCCGGCUGGGCAGUGGCUUGGCGUCACUGGGCCAGCGGCCGAAAAACAACAUCGCCAUCUUCUGUGAGACGAGACCCGAGUGGCUCAUAGCGGCCCAAGCCUGCUUCAUGUACAACUUCCCACUGGCCACCCUUUACUCCACACUGGGAGGUCCGGCCAUCGCUCAUGGGCUGAAUGAGACUCAGGUCACACACAUCAUCACCAGCAGAGAGCUCCUGGAGACCAGACUCAAGUAUAUCCUUGUUGAAGUUCCGAGGUUGCAGCAUAUCAUUGUGGUGGACGACACACCAACCUCGUGGCCUGGGUAUCCACGUGGCAUCACCGUCCACAACAUGGCUGCUGUCCAGAAGCUGGGGGCCACACCUGAGAAUGCCGCACGUGAACGCAAGCAGCCGCUGCCCUCAGACAUCGCAGUCAUCAUGUACACCAGCGGAUCCACAGGCAUACCAAAGGGCGUCAUGAUCUCCCAUAGCAACCUGAUCGCUGGGAUCACAGGAAUGGCUGAGCGGAUACCUAAUCUUUGUGAGGAGGACACGUAUAUCGGCUACCUGCCUCUCGCCCACGUACUGGAGCUCAGUGCGGAGCUCGUAUGUAUUGCUCAUGGCUGUAGGAUCGGCUAUUCCUCACCUCAGACUCUUUCAGACCAGUCAACAAAGAUCAAGAAAGGAAGCAAGGGAGACACCAGCACCCUGCAGCCCACUCUGAUGGCAGCCGUUCCGGAGAUCAUGGAUCGCAUCUACAAGAACGUGAUGACCAAGGUUGAGGAGAUGAACUGCGUCCAGCGCACACUGUUCAUUCUGGCAUACAACUACAAGCUGGAGCAGCUUACCAAAGGACACAGCACACCUCUGUGUGAUAAGUUGGUGUUCAGGAAAGUUCGCUCUCUGCUGGGGGGUCGGACGCGAGUCCUGCUAUCCGGAGGAGCGCCGCUCUCCGCGGCCACACAGCGCUUCAUGAAUGUGUGUUUCUGCUGCCCAGUGGGUCAGGGGUAUGGCCUGACGGAGACGUGCGGAGCUGGAACCAUCAGCGAGCUGUGGGAUUACAGCACUGGGAGAGUGGGAGGGCCCCUGGUUUGCUGUGAGAUAAAGCUCAAAGACUGGGUGGAGGGUGUUUACCGUAGCACAGACAAGCCACAUCCCCGAGGAGAGAUUCUGAUUGGUGGACCCAAUGUAACCAUGGGAUACUACAAGAGCGAGGAUAAAAACCAGGAGGACUUCUUUGUUGACGAGAAUGGCCAGCGGUGGUUCUGCACAGGAGACGUGGGAGAGUUUCACAAAGACGGGUGCCUGAAGAUAAUCGAUCGUAAAAAAGACUUGGUGAAGCUGCAGGCGGGUGAGUACGUCUCCCUGGGGAAGGUGGAGGCCAUGUUGAAGAACUGCCCGCUGCUCGACAACAUCUGUGCCUACGCCAACAGUGACGAGACGUAUGUGAUCAGCUUCGUGGUGCCCAAUCAGAAGCAUCUGCUGGCUCUGGCUGAGCAGUACGGUGUCCGGGGCUCGUGGGAGGAGCUGUGCAACAGCAAGGCCAUGGAAGAGCUGGUUCUCAAGGUCAUCACUGAGGCGGCCCUCGCGGCCCAGCUAGAGCGCUUUGAGAUUCCACGCAAGAUCUGUCUGAGUCCGGACCCUUGGACUCCGGAGACGGGAUUAGUGACCGACGCAUUCAAGCUCAAGCGCAAGGAGCUGAAAACACGCUACCAGGACGACAUUGAGAGAAUGUAUGGUGGAAAAUAACAGCAAUUACGGGAGACGUCAUUGUUCACUCUCAAAGCUCAGACCAACACUCGACUGAGAAACCCAGUGCCCUCUCACUCCUCCCCUCGCUUUUCUGCUCCCAUCAGUCAAAGAGCCCCACCCCCCCCCAAAAAAAAAAACGGGCUGGAAAGUGUUUAAAAGAAAAAAAAUAUUCCUAUCUGCUGCUGCAUUUCCCCUUUUUCUUAUCCAGGUGUAUGACCUCUGUGUGCAGAUGUUAUUGGUCCAGAUGUGAGUAAUGAAACAGAUCGUGCGUUAGCUGCUGUCGUCUGUUGAACUCCUGGCCAGUGCCGCAGGUUGGACAGGUCUGUUGCUUUCUUCUCAUCCAUGACACGGGAUUUUUUUCCCCAUAAUUUAUUUUCAUUUCCAAAUUCUUUUGGUUUUUUACAUUCUUUCUCCCAACUCUCCUUUAUUUAACAGUCUUUCCUGCAGGUAAGGAGACGGUUAACGCUUUUGUUUGUUUGUUUUUUCUUUUUCUUUUUUGUCUUUUACAUGUUUUGAGUUCUGUCAAAAGGUUUAUUUUUUCUGCCACCCACCGUAACACUUUGACUCUCAUGCUCGUGGGACGUCUCUCACAUUAGCACAUCUUGAUACCAAAAGCACUAAAGUCAUUUGAGGGCAAAUGAGAGCAGCCUAGUAAAAAUACCGAGGCCAUAUCUGGAUUUAGUGUUCUCUUUAGGAUAAUGAGAAAAAUUGCAUCCUGUCCUGUCGGCUUAUUUUGGGAGCAAAAGUAGUUGUUUAGUUUACUGAAUUUUCCUACAACGAUAAGAUUGUACUUUGGAAAAUGCACUUUUACUUUCUUGUUUGACAGAUGAAAUCAUUGUGUAAUCAUUGUCAUCUUUGAUAAAUCAUAGUGCAAUAUGAACAUUUAUAAUUUCUGCAGAGUGGGGUGUAAAUAAAACCUCCUCGGAGUGGAAAAAUGAUCAUCACACUCAACUUGAGCAACGUCAGUGUGUUUUGCUCACAAUUUGUUUCGCAGGACUGUCAUCACCAGUUUAAAGCCUUGUUAAAUAUUUUUGUCGUCUUCGUGAGUAUGACGGAGUGUGGGAACACACACAAAGCACAAACGUGGCCCCGGCAUCGCUCGCGGCGUGGCACCCGUUGCCUUUUUUUCUUUUGAUUCUGAGCCUUUCUAAUUCCUGACUCACUUUGACGUUCCUCAUUAAGUGUAUAUAGAAAUAUUCUCCAUGUGUAGUGUGUGUGGAGCGGUGAUCAGCAGAGCAAACACGCGCAUCCUCUGUGUUAACUGAAACUUUAUGACUGUGGACAGUUUUUAAAGCUCCUCUCUCGCUCUCUGAAUCGAGAGCCCCGCAUUGUAACAUAAGUGAAUCCAACUAUUUAUUUGUAAUUUGCCUUUGUAAAAUACUCAGAUGAAGAAAAUAAAAACAUUGAGUUUGGUCUACA
Molecule: messenger RNA, 3958 nt
Organism: Scophthalmus maximus (turbot)
Lineage: Eukaryota; Metazoa; Chordata; Actinopteri; Pleuronectiformes; Scophthalmidae
Gene: acsl3a
Product: acyl-CoA synthetase long chain family member 3a
Exons: 15
Coding region: 377-2536 (719 amino acids)
Biological process (GO): long-chain fatty-acyl-CoA metabolic process; long-chain fatty acid metabolic process; neuron differentiation
Cellular component (GO): lipid droplet; plasma membrane; endoplasmic reticulum
Molecular function (GO): long-chain fatty acid-CoA ligase activity
Source: RefSeq, a predicted model, not a curated record